This is a messenger RNA of Coregonus sp. 'balchen', 17803 nucleotides long. Lineage: Eukaryota; Metazoa; Chordata; Actinopteri; Salmoniformes; Salmonidae. The record is from the annotation of a GenBank genome assembly.
GCUAGGAACUAACUGUCCUCUGUCAUGAACACUGAACUUUACAUAAUACAUUUUCAUCAACGACUUGUUCCCACCCUUUCUGUACCCAAGGAAACUUGAAAGAGAAGGAUCGGUCUCUGGUCAAGUUCUGCUUGCAGCAUGGGAGCAGAAUAUGGCUGCAUAUAAAAACAGGAGUUUGAUACACAUAAUAAAUAGAGCCAGUGUAUUCUUCAAGAACGGCAGCUACCGAAAUAGAAUUGCAUUUACCUCUCUGAAACCUGUUCAGUGUCAGAGGCGAACAGUCUCCAGCAUCGGCGAAAGGAACACGAAUUUGACACCGCACUUGAGCUCACAUCUCGCUGGAUGGUCAUACAAGGAGUUAUAUGAAUUGUCUGUAAAAGACCCAGAAACAUUUUGGGGAUCAAUUGCUAAAGAGAAGCUUACAUGGAGUAAACCAUUCGAUCAAGUGAGCGACUGCGAAAUUACUAGUGGAAAAAUCAAUUGGUUUCUUGGUGGACAAUUGAACGUUUCUGGUAAGAAUUGCCAUCCCCUAUUAUUACUAGUAGGAUUAUUGGCUACACUAUAAAUAUUUCCUACCCCAUUGCAUAACAGCAUUUACUCAGCAUCCUACAUAGACUGGAAGUGCGUGCUCAAGCCUAAUUCUCUUCUAGGAUUAAGUUGAUAUUGUUUAUGUUCGUGUGGAUCUUGGUCAGGUUUGCUAACUAUGUUCAAUGUACAUUAUGCUUACUGGACAGCCCCCCAAAUACUGGACAGUAAGUUACAUUAUUUCAUCCAUUCAUCCAUUUGAUUGGCAGUGAAUUGUUUGGAUGUGCAUGUUGCCAAGCAUCCUGACAGAGUCGCCCUGGUCUGGGAGAGGGAUGAACCUGGGACGGAGGUAAAGGUCACCUAUAGGUAAGUUCAUGCCUAUGCAAGGACCUUCAGCAGGGUGGGGGACUUGGCAAUCUUUCUAUUAUAACAUAAUGCUUAUCUUGGAAAGCUUGCGAUAUGAUAUAGAUAAGAGUUAUCUGAAUGAACUUAUCCACAUCAUUCAGCAGAGGAGCUGAAAUCUCGACUGAACUGUGCAAUAGAGUAGGAGGUGUAACAUAAAAAUACUUCACAUUCCACACUGAACCAGAAACGUUUGCCUACAGAUGUAGGAUCUUAAUUUGAGCCAGUUUGCUACAGCAUGGAAAUAAUCCUGCAGCAACAGGAAAUGUGAAUUAUUAACCUCAAAAACACUACAAGUUUAAAAUGUCCUGCAUUGCAGGAAAAUUAUCCUGCAACAGGAUAAUGAAAUUAAGAUCCUACAUCUGUAUCUUGUAAAGACAUCAUCUUGUCAUCUUUCAAAUAUCCAUGUUAGGUUCUGUUUUCUUAGUUUAUACUAUACUGUAACGGGUAGGAGGAAACAUGGCAGAGGUUCAGCAGUAAUAUCGAAAUAUUUACAAUAUUCCAAAUAGUUCUCUAGAGAUGCACAGUGACAUUUUCAUCUGUGCCAUAAAAUAACUGGAUAAGAACCAUGUUCUGGAUCUGAAUUAAUAUAUUGUUAUCUUUAAUGUUGUACGGUACAUAAAGAGCAUGACAUUUAACCUUUAUUGAUACAGGGAAUACCAAUUGAUAUCAGGUUCUCUUUUUCAAUGGUGUCCUGUUUUACAACAAUCAACAAAUCAUGAAGGCUUUAAUACUCCCAUUCCACUUUGCAUUAUGAAUGAGACACCAUAUGUACUUUAUUGUUGAUGACAUUAAAUCAUAAGGAAGUGCUGUUGAAAUUGCAACAUUAUUGUUGGUUGGGUGUCAGUUAUUGUGUAAUGCAGCAGUGAGAUUUCAAAAUACCAAAUGGCAAGAAAAUGAGGACUUUCUGCUAUAACGACUAAAGCUGCUUCCUGGAUCAGAAUGUAAACAGGAAGUGGUGGGCUGUCAAACUGAAUGUUCACUAGACAUAAAACUGAAAGUGAACUGGAAGGUCAUUUCAGUGCACCCGAAAAUUAUUAAUUUAGAGUUCUCCAUUGUUCAGUUGUAAAUAGUUCACACAUGCCAGUGAAUGGCAGUGCCUCAAAGAAGCCACAAAGUCACUAAUAUACAUCUUCCUAUAUGGCUUGCAAGGAGUAGGGAUUCAAAGUAGUUCUCAAAGACCCUCAUCUUACAACAAAAUACUUAUUUCGGGUCUCCCCAUAAGAUAACCCUUUUAAGUUCCAGGUAGAACCCUUUUGGGCUCCAGGUAGAACCCUUUUGGGUUCCAUGUAGAACCCUCUGUGGAAAGGGUUAUACAUAGAACCCAAAAGGGUUCUACCUGGAACCAAAUAGGUUCUACCUGGAACCAAAAGGUGUUCUUCAAAGGCUUCUCAUAUGGGGACAGCUGAAGAUUUUUUUAGGUUCUAGAUAGCACCUUUUUUUCUAAGGGUGUACACUUCAGAUAGUGUUUAACGGAAUCAAUACAGAAUACAUACUUUUACUAACUUACAUACGCAACAACAGUUGAGGUAACUGCUGCUCCAAGUAAUAACUUGUGUCUAAACUUUAUACAACUGUUCUACAGGGAGCUACUUGAGACUACCUGCCGCCUAGCCAACACCCUGAAGAGCCAUGGGGUCAACAAAGGUGACCGGGUGGCCAUCUAUAUGCCAGUGUUGCCCAUCGCCGUGGCUGCCAUGCUUGCGUGCGCUCGUAUCGGUGCUGUGCACACGGUAGUGUUUGCUGGGUUCAGCUCAGAGGCCCUGGCUGGGAGGAUUCAGGAUGGUGAGUGAUACUGGGCCUGGACUCAUGUUUGACUGUGAUUAACUCUUUAGAAAUGUUAGGUCACGAUCUCAUGGUCCAGUUGGUAACCCAAUAAUGCAUUUCAAGGACGUUUGUGUUUUGUAUACAGAUGCUCCCUUUAUAGCCCAAACAUGACAUUUGAAUGGUUGACUGAACACAAGGGAAAUAAGGGCAUUUCAAUUGUGCAUGCAUGCAGCCAUUCAAGUGAAAAUGAAAAAUGAGAGAUUUGCUAGGCUGUUAUCUGUAAUCAUACAAAGCUGACAAAAUACUUAAGAUUUGCACCUUUAAAUAAAGCUUAAUCAUAGAGUUGACAGGGAUUUCAGCUUUACUAUUCAAAGGCACAGGAUAAAUGUCUGAUAGUUAAACAGGAUAUAGCUACAAUGGCCAUGACCCAUAAAAUGGCUUAGACUGAAUGGCUGCCAAGUUCUCAACACUCCCAAGUGAGUCAUUAUGCAUAGAGCAAUAUCAGAUUUGUAAAAAUUUAACAUGCUCUUGGCCGUUGUUUCUGGGAUACACCAGUCAUCAAGUCUCUUCCCCUUUUUUCCAACUUAACUCCAGUGAGAAACUGACCUGUUUUAGUCAAACGCUCCUAACAUCAUGAGACUAGACAAGGGUUGUUUAAUUUCAAGCUGCAUUUUGGGGUCAGACAGAAACCAGGCCAAUUAAGAACGAUCAAACAAAAGGCCAGCAGUUUAGGACACAGACUGAAGGAUGAGACAGAAAACUAGGAGCAACAUGUCAUCUCAAACCUUUAUAACAUGUACAGCACAGUACUGAGUGUACAAAACAUUAGGAACACCUGCUCUUUCCAUGACAUAGACUGAGCAGGUGAAUCCAGGUGAAAGCUAUGAUCUGUUAUUGACGUCACUUUUUAAAUCCACUUCAUGAAGGGGAGGAGACAGGUUAAAUACGGAUUUUUAAGCCUUGAGACAAUUGAGACAUGGAUUGUGUAUGUGCGCACCGGUUUGAGUGUGUCAAGAACUGCAACACUGGUGGGUUUUUUACCCUCAACAGUUUCCUGUGUGUAUCAAGAAUGGUCCACCACCUAAAGGACAUCCAGCCAACUUGACACAACUGUGGGAAGCAUUGGAGUCAACAUGGGCCAGCAUCCCUGUGGAACGCUUGUAGAGUCCAUGUCCCGACGAAUUGAGGCUGUUCAGAGGGCAAAAGGGGGUGCAACUCAAUAUUAGGAAGGUGUUCCUAAUGUUUUGUACACUCAGUGUAUACCUCAAACAGAACCAACAGAUAGCAAUUAGGCCUAUUGACUUCUUGCAUUUUCUCAAAGUACUUCAUAUUCUCAAUUGGACUGUAUGGUGAUGUGUCCGCAUGGUCUCAGAUCUCUCAGACUGUAUUCCCCAUCUCCCUGCAGCCCAGUGUAAAGCUGUGAUCACGUGUAACCAAGGUGUGAGGGGAGGUCGGUUCAUAGACCUGAAACCUACAGUAGAUGCUGCAGUGAAGAACUGCCCCACUGUCCAACAUGUGUUCGUGGCCCAGAGGACCACUAACCCAACUCCCAUGGGCAAACUAGACAUCCCAUUGGAGGAGGUAAUACUUGUUCUUCAUACUUUUUAUUGUGCCGUGGAGGAGGUAAUACUGAGUCUGAGUAGCGGGACAAGCCAGUAGCAGUCCUGUAACGGGAUCAGUUUGCAUUGCAGCUAAGCUCCGCUCACAGAUGAAGUGGUGAACUGAAAGAACCAUUAUGUUAUGUUAUCUGUCAUGUUAAUAUUUGUUAUGAAAGAUAUAUUUAUUUGUCUGUCAUUUCAUCUGCCAUUGUCACUGACGAGAUUAAACACCUUGCGUUGUUUUGUUUUUAAGAACAACCUGUACCAUUGAACAAAGUACAUAGACCGACCUACUAUGAGAGAAGCAUGAUGACAUAGCACAUAUUUAACUUGAAGCAAAUGAAGUGUAAUUCCACUGCAUUUAGCUCCAUUUAGUAAUUCCACUGCAAGAAACAUCCAUAUCACCAAACCAUAUCUCCAGUCUCCAACUCUUUUCCUCUCUGUCUCAGGCGAUGGCCAAUGAGUCUACAGAGUGUGCUCCAGAGCCUAUGGGCAGUGAGGAGAUGCUUUUUAUGCUCCACACAUCAGGCAGUACAGGCAAGCCCAAGGGCAUUGUCCACACACAGGCUGGCUAUCUGCUCUAUGCUGCACUGACUCACCAGGUACGUCUUCAGUUAACCCCUCUACGGAAUACUGCUUACUUUAGAGAAGCAAAUGCAGGUAUGGUGCCUUUCUUAAAAUGGUGAUGUGGCAGAAAAUAUGCAUUUGUUUAGCUGAUAAAUAGAACAAACUAUAAAAGGAGGAGGAAGGCCCAAUUACUGUGUUGUCUGAGACUGUUUUGAUGAUGGCUACAGACAGGGCAGUCUGAACAAUAUAAAUGAUCUGCCACAUGGUUUGGCAUAGCUUAGAUCUGAACAAUGAAUUUAUUGUUCCCCUUUUGUGAGAGAAGCCCCAUUCCAUAUUCUGGGUAAAAAUUAGCCCCCUUGACUGACAAAUAAAAACAUCUGUUUUCUCCCAGCUUUUUGAUGCGGAUGAGCAUGUUGUGCUUGGUGGGAUUGACAGACACAAAGCUUACAUGAUGUUGGUGAUAAUAAUUGAAUGAAAACACAGCUAUGAAUCUGCACGAGAUGUGCUGCUAAUUUCUAAGUAGCUUACCAGCUCAGACCCAAACAGACGUUGGCAAUUGCUCGCACUGUCUCUUUUUGGCAUGUUGGUUGUUUGGAUUCAAAAAACAGACAAAGCUGCUUUAUCUCUGUAUCCCCCUGGAACAGACAGGGCCUCUUGGGACCAUGCCAAAGAGAGACCUGAUGUUGUUGCCAGGCUUUUGAGCAUUUCUGCUUAGAGAACUAUAAAUGUGGCAGACAUGUUGUGUGGGAAAGCCUGUAGAAGGGGAACAUCAACAUAGGAGAUCUAAAUAUAUAUAUAUACAGUACCAGUCAAAAGUUUGGACACACCUACUCAUUCCAGGUUUAUUUAUUUAUUUUUACUAUUUUCUACAUUGUAGAAUAAGAGUGAAGACAUCAAAACUAUCAAAUAACACAUAUGGAAUCAUGUAGUACCCAGAAAAGUGUUAAACAAAUCAAAAUAUAUUAUAUAUUUGAGAUUCUUCAAAUAACCACCCUUUGCCUUGAUGACAGCUUUGCACACUCUUGUCAUUCUCUCAACCAGCUUCAUGUGGUAGUCACCUGGAAUGCAUUUCAAUUAACAGGUGUGCCUUAAUUUGAGGAAUGCGUUUGAGCCAAUCAGUUGUGUUGUGACAAGGUAAGGGGGGUAUACAGAAGAUAGCCCUAUUUGGUAAAAGACCAAAUCCAUAUUAUGGCAAGAACAGCUCAAAUAAGCAAAGAGAAACGACAGUCCAUCAUUACUUUAACACAUGAAGGUCAGUCAAUACGGAAAAUUCCAAGAACUUUGAAAGUUUCUGCAAGUGCAGUCGCAAAAACCAUCAAGCACUAUGAUGAAACUGGCUCUCAUGAGAACCACCACAGGAAUGGAAGACCCAGAGUUACCUCUGCUGCAAAUGAUACGUUUAUUAGAGUUAACCGCACCUCAGAUUGCAGCCUAAAUAAAUGCUUCACAGAGUUCAAGUCAAAGAUACAUCUCAACAUCAACUGUUCAGAGGGGACUGUGUGAACGAGGCCUUCAUGGUCGAAUUUCUGCAAAGAAACCACUACUAAAGGACACAAAUAAGAAGAAGAGACCUGCUUGGGCCAAGAAACAUGAGCAGUGGACAUUAGACCAGUGGAAAUCUGUCAUUUGGUCUGGAGUCCAAAUUUUAGAUUUUUGGUUCCAACUGCCGUGGCUUUGUGAGAUUCGGUGUGGGUGAACGGAUGAUCUCCGCAUUUGUAUUUCCCACCGUAAAGCAUGGAGGAGGAGGUGUUAUGGUGUCGGGGUGCUUUGCUGGUGACACUGUCUGUGAUUUAUUUAGAAUUCAAGGCACACUUAACCAGCAUGGCUACCACAGUAUUCUGCAGCGAUAUGCCAUCCCAUCUGGUUUGGGCUUAGUGGGACUAUCAUUUGUUUUUCAACAGGACAAUGAACCAACACACCUCUAGGCUGUGUAAGGGCCAUUUGACCAAGAAGGAGAGUGAUGGAGUGCUGCAUCAGAUGACCUGGCCUCCACAAUCCCCCGACCUCAACCCAAUUGAGAUGGUUUGGGAUGAGUCGGACGGCAGAGUGAAGGCAAAGCAGCCAACAAGUGCUCAGCAUAUGUGGGAACUCCUUCAAGACUUUUAGAAAAGCAUUCCAGGUGAAGCUGGUUGAGAGAAUGCCAACAGUGUGCAAAGCUGUCGUCAAGGCAAAGGGUGGCUAAUUGAAGAAUCUCAAAUAUAAAAUAUAUUUUGAUUUGUUGAACAAUAUUUUGGUUACUACAUUAUUCCAUAUGUGUUAUUUCAUAGUUUUGAUGUCUUCACUAUUAUUCUACAAUGUAGAAAAUAGUAAAAAUAAAGAAAAACCCUUGAAUGAGUAGGUGUGUCCAGACUUUUGACUGGUACUGUAUGUAUAUAUCUGUAUACCUUAGUCAGAAUUUCGCAAUCUUGUAAUCUUGAUGAUUUCAUUGUCUGGAAAAGUACAGCAUUGCUCAAUGGACCUUGUCUCUAACCUAAUAGGUUACUCAGAAUUUCACACUCUUGUAAUUUUGAUGAUUUCAUUGUCCGGAAAAGUACAGCAUUGCUCAAUGGACCUUGUCUCUAACCUUACAUGUUCCUGUUCUUGCAGUAUGUCUUCGACUACCAUCCAGGUGAUGUGUUUGGCUGUGUGGCAGACAUCGGCUGGGUGACUGGUCAUAGCUAUGUGGUGUAUGGUCCUCUGUGUAAUGGUGCCACCACUGUCCUCUUUGAGAGCACUCCUGUGUACCCAGACCCUGGUGAGCUAUAACAGUACAAGUACAAGGGGUGUGAGGUGAAGAAUAAAGGUUACAGGUUCAAAACCACACCCUAACAAUAUCUGAUUGACACAAUCAUCCAUUCAAGCAGACCACCAUAGUCCCUGUGCCCAAGAACACUAAGAUAACCUGCCUAAAUGACUACCAACCCGUAGCACUCACGUCUGUAGCCAUGAAGUGCUUUGAAAGGCUGGUCAUGGCUCACAUCAACACCAUUAUCCCAGAAACCCUAGACCCACUCCAAUUUGCAUACCGCCCCAACAGAUCCACAGAUGAUGCAAUCUCUAUUGCACUCCACACUGCCUUUUCCCACCUGGACAAGAGGAACACCUACAUGAGAAUGCUAUUCAUUGACUACAGCUCAGCGUUCAACACCAUAGUGCCCUCAAAGCUCAUCACUAAGCUAAGGACCCUGGGACUAAACACCUCCCUCUGCAACUGAAUCCUGGACUUCCUGAUUGGCCGCCCCCAGGUGGUAAGGGUAGGUAACAACACAUCUGCCACGCUGAUCCUCAACACGGGGUCCCCUCAGGAGUGUGUGCUCAGUCCCCUCCUAUACUCCCUGUUCACCCAUGAAUGCAUGGCCAGGCACGACUCCAACACUAUCAUUACGUUUUCCGACGACACAACAGUGGUAGGCCUGAUCACAGACAACGAUGAGAAAGCCUAUAGGGAGGAGGUCAGAGACCUGGCCGUGUGGUGCCAGGAUAACAACCUCUCCCUCAACGUGAUCAAGACAAAGGAGAUGAUUGUGGACUACAGAAAAAAAAGAGGACUGAGCACGCCUCCAUUCUCAUCGACGGGGCUGUAGUGGAACAGGUUGAGAGCUUCAAGUUCCUUGGUGUCCACAUCACCAACAAACUAUCAUGGUCCAAACACACCAAGACAGUCGUGAACAGGGCAUGACAAAGCCUAUUCCCCCUCAGGAGACUGAAAAGACUUGGCAUGGGUCCUCAGAUCCUCAAAAAGUUAUACAGCUGCACCAUCGAGAGCAUCCUGACUGGUUGCAUCACCGCCUGGUAUGGCAACUGCUCGGCCUCCGACCGCAAGGCACUACAGAGGGUAGUGCGUACGGCCCAGUACAUCACUGGGGCCAAGCUUCCUGCCAUCCAGGACCUCUAUACCAGGCGGUGUCAGAGGAAGGCCCUAAAAAUUGUCAAAGACUCCAGCCACCCUAGUCAUAGACUGUUCUCUCUGCUACUGCACAGCAGAACAGCUAAUCAUGGCUACCGGAACUAUUUGCAUUGCCCCCCCACCCCACCCAACCCCCUCUUUUACACUGCUGCUACUCUGUUUAUUAUUUAUGCAUAGUCGCUUUAACUCUACCCACAUGUACGUUACCUCAAUUAACUCGACUAACCGGUGCCCCCGCUCAUUGACUCUGUACCGGUACCCCCUAUAUAUAGCCUCCCUACUGUUAUUUUAUUUUACUGCAGCUCUUUAAUUAUUUGCUAUUUUUUACUUAACACUUUUUAAAAAACUGCAUCAUUGGUUAAGGGCUUGUAAGUAAGCAUUUCACUGUAAUGUUUACACCUGUUGUGUUCGGCGCAUGUGGCAAAUACAAUUUGAUUUGAUUUGAUUUGACUAUUAACCAUUAAGAUGUGUCUACAGCUGUUACAUUGAGACAGAGGAUACUUUGGCAGGAGACUUUGACAUUAAACAUCAAAGUUCUUGCUUUCUUUUUCUGGUGCUUUUUACUCAUUUGUCCUCAUUACAAGAGGUCAUAGAGUUAAACAGGUCGUAUCCACAGAGAGAGAGACAGGUGACUUGUUACCAGCUGGGUGGAUGUCACAGCUUUCAGCAGUAUUGGAAUACUUAUGCCCUGGGCUAGGGGCAAUAAGGGUCAAAGUACGGGAUAUUUCAAGCUAAUUGUGUAAUACAAAAAUCAUUACUGUUUGUGUUUAGUUAGAAGUUAUAUAUUAUAUAGGCAUGUAUUAUGAUGUUGAGAAAGGGAAGUUCUGUUGCUAUGUGUGCUAUAACUAAUGUAUAACUACUACCGUAAUACACAAUGUAUGACACAGGGAUAACUUUUAAAUGUAGUGUUUGGGACAACAAGAACACCUUAGAAAUAUGAAUAAAGUGGAUCACUGUAGUUGUAACUGGCUUCGCUGGCAUUUCUCCAGUGUUGAGUGACUCAUUAACAGUCUUGAUGACACUUUUGUUCUUUGUUUACUACCUUGGCUUGUCGACUGAAGGAGUGCUUCAAAGUGUUAUCAGUUAAUUGUUAAGGUUUCCUGUAAGCUUUGUAGUGAUAUGACAUUGGCCGAUGCCCUCUAUAGCCUUGGCAUAAUAGGACAUUUCCCGUUCUUGUUUUUGUGUUCCUAUUUAGUGGGUUAUGGAAACAGAAAGGAUCUAUUUUGCUGAUGUGUGUGUAUUGCUUUACCAUGAUGACUAUGUGUCUUUGUCCCCUCAGGGCGAUACUGGGAGACGGUGCAGCGACUGGGCAUUAACCAGUUCUACGGUGCUCCCACUGCCAUCAGGCUGCUGCUGAAAUAUGAGGAGAGUUGGGUAAAAAAGUAUGACAGGUCCUCCCUCAAGACCCUCGGCUCUGGUGAGAGACUAGAUGAGUGCCCCCUGCACCAUCAUUUGCCAAUGAGCGCACAGUUGAUUCUACCAGAUAAAUUAAAUAACGGAUCAACUGUUCUGUAUAUAAUUGAGUUGCAUAGUUGCCAAUUCAAAUUCAAAGUGAAUGACUGCGUAUUAUGGAAACUUGACUUGAUUCCAGUGAUUCCUGUCAGUGUUACAAUGACAUUAAUAAACAAUUAGUCUCAGAGUUCUCUGCUAUCACUAUCAGCAUCACAUUCAUAGGCCAAAAUGAUUGUUAAUCAAAGCAGUUGAAAGCAUUUAAUAUCUUUAUUAUAAUUGUCUUAUUACUGAAAUACCCUAUCAGUAAAAAGGUAGUCCAUUAUCUAAAGAAUACAGAAUUGAUAUGCCUAGAGUACAUUUUAAAAAAUUUUAAACUAGCACUGAGUGUGCCCAGAGCUGGGUGUACCUGUAUUGAGCGUUAUCUGUCUUCUUGCAGUGGGGGAACCUAUCAAUCACGAGGCAUGGGAGUGGUUCUACAACGUGGUGGGAGAUGGAAGAUGCCCUCUAGUGGAUACAUGGUGGCAGACAGGUAAUCUCAGGGCGGCUGAAUGUCUUGGCCAAGGUUGUCUGAUGUGGUAAAUGCUUAAACUUGAAUGGCCUUAGCUUAAUGGUGCAUUAUAAAAUCUCUUUUAAAGAGUCUUCACAUUUUUUUAGUGCACUACCAUGUAGGACAUCGUAAUACAAUACAUUACAUGACAUGCCACAAGGGCUUAUCAAAGGCAUAUAAAAUCAGGUAAAGUUAGGUUUGUAAGAUGGAGGAGACAAUCAUGACUUGAAAAAUCAUACAUAAUCAAGCUUAUUUUCUGCAUUAAAUGAAUGCUAACACCUGUGCUAUUAUGUUGCAUGCUGGUGGAGGAGAAAGCUCUGCCUCCAAGGCGCUUCUUGAUUUGUUAUGGUGGUUUCUGUGCUGAUCUAGACAAUAAGUCUGUCUGAUACUCUGUUUAUUGGUGGCUUAACCGUAAUUUGCGAUUAGCACAAGGAACAUCUGCACUGAAAAGGAAUUAAAAUAAUCACCCCCAACACACUUACCCCCUUCUCCCCGACUCCCCCAACCCCCAGCGGGAGAAGGCUUUCCAGUGAGGGUCUGGCAGAAGUGAAGUGGGGAGGGUCAUGACCUAAUUCCUCGAAAAUCACUUUCUGGGUUUUCUCCAUGUGCUAAGUCUUUUGAGGGGGGCUGGAGAGUGGGGUUCUUCCAAAGGCUUAGUAGGAAAAUGAAGUGUAAUUUUAUUUUAUUAAGGUGAUUAUCACUUAUUACUCAUUUGCCAUAGCACAGGGGUUCUGCCCUCACCCCUCUUCCCCAUCAGCAAAACAUAGACAAUCUGUACUGCAGCCAGACUUAGGUCAAAUACAGUACAUAUCAACUACUCUCCAGUACGUCAGCUGCACAUCCCUUUAACCCUGCUUAUUGCACUUCUCCAUGCAUCUCCUGUCUCUCUCUCUCUCUGUCCCCAGAGACAGGAGGUGUGUGUAUCGCUCCAAGGCCAGCUGAAGAGGGUGCUGAAAUUGUGCCGGCCAUGGCCAUGAGGCCCUUCUUCGGCAUUCAGCCUGUUCUCAUGGAGGAGAAGGUAAAUUCACUGAUAUAAAAACGUAUUUGUUCUAUGUUCAUCAUUAAGGCACAAUCUUAAAUGUUUUCCCUUCCAUUGUUGUGAAUCAAGUCCUGGUGAAAUGUAGUCAGUGGUACGACCUCAUUCGCCUCUGACGGCAUUCUGGGACUUUGGACUCUUGUUCUUCAGAAGCCAUAAAAAGUAUAACCGGACCAUGUCCAACUGCUCCAAGGAAAACCCACUCUUCCCCUCCUCAACUGACUGUGUGAUCUCGCUCUCCGUGGCCGAUGUGAGCAAAAAGUUUAAAACAGGUUAACAAUCACAAGGCCGCCAGGUGGAAUACAAGGGUGCAUUCUCAAAGCAUGCACAGACCAGCUGGCAAGUGUCUUCAGACAUUUUCAAUCUCUCCUUGUCCCAGUCUGUAAUCCCAACAUGUUUCAAGCUGACCACCAUUGUCCCUGUUUCCAAUAUCUCCAAGGUAACCUGCCUAAAUGACUACCGCCCUGUAGCACUCACAUCUGUAAUUAUGAAGUGCUUUGAAGGCUAGUCAUGACAUACAUCAACACCAUCAUCCCAGACACCCUAGACCCACUCCAAUUCGCAUACCGCCCCAACAGAUCCAUAGAUGACGCAAUCUCAAUUGCACUUCACACUGCCCUUUCUGAAAAGAUUUGGCAUGGGCCCUCGGAUCCUCCAAAAGUUCUACAGCUGCACCAUCGAGAGCAUCUUGACUGUCUGCAUCACCGCUUGGUAUGGCAAAUGUACCGCCCUUGACCGCAAAGCGCUACAGAGGGUGGUAGGGACAGCCCAGUACAUCACCUUGGCCGAGCUCCAUGCCAACCAGGACCUCUAUACCAUGCAGUGUCAGAGGAAGCCCCGAAAAAUUGCCAAAGACUCCAGACUAUUCACUCUGCUACCGCUUCUACCCCCAAGCCAUAAGACUGCUAAAUAGCCAGACUUCUAAAUAGUAAAUUAAUGGUACCCGAACUAUCUUCACUGACUCAAUCUUGCACUGACCCUACGCACACUCACUAGACUAUAUAUACACACCAUAUACACAGUCACACACACUACCUUGACACUCCCACACAAAACUCCCACACAUUCACAUACACUACAUACGCACACACACACAUAUACCGACACAACACAAACACACAUACACAUUACACACACACACUCACACACUUUUACACUCAUCAUUUGCUGCUGAUGCUCUGUUCUUUAUUUGACUCUUAUUAUUAUGAUCUAUCAUGAUGCCUAGUCACUUUACCCUGCCUUCAUGUACAUAUCUACCUCAUACCUCGUACCUCUGCACAUUGAUCUGGUACUGGUACUCCCUGUAUAUAGCUCCACAUUGAUCUGGUACUGGUACUCCCUGUAUAUAGCUCCACAUUGAUCUGGUACUGGUACUCCCUGUAUAUAGCUGCACAUUGAUCUGGUACUGGUACUCCCUGUAUAUAGCUGCACAUUGAUCUGGUACUGGUACUCCCUGUAUAUAGCUCCACAUUGAUCUGGUACUGGUACUCCCUGUUUAUAGCUCCACAUUGAUCUGGUACUGGUACUCCCUGUAUAUAGCUCCACAUUGAUCUGGUACUGUUACUCCCUGUAUAUAGCUCCAUUCUAGUGCAUUUUAUUUUAUUCCUCUUGUGUUACUAUUUUAUUUGUAUUAUUAUUUUUAAACUCUGCAUUGUUGGGAAGGGCUCGUAAGCAAGCAUUUCACGGUAAAGUCUACACCAGUUGUAUUUGGCGCAUGUGACAAAUAACAUUUGAUUUUGAUUUGAUUUGAACUGGUCUUUUAUAGCACUAAGUACUGUACGUUAGACGCUAAUUGUGGGACAGUGAAAUGAUAAAGAGGAAGUGUGUAUGUGGGGAUCUCUCUGUAGCUGUUGUUGCCCCCCCCCCCCCCCCCCCCCCCCCCCCACCUGCUCUCUCAGUAUUACAUGUGGAACCUUUUCAGCUGUAGAACAGAGACUUAAGGACAGAGAUAGAUAGCUUUCUGUCCAGCAAUUCCUCCGGCUUGAACCGACAUGACCCUGUGGUAGAUGGGUCACACCCGUCUUAUCGCCUUUCACAUUGCAAUUAAAACUAGCCUGCAUAUGCUUCCCUUUCCUUGAUUAACAUAUUUACAGGGCUUUGUUGGAGUGGUAACGUGACCUCGAAACUUAAUUUCUCCUCUCCGCGUCUUUUACUAGUAAUUUCAGUAAACAGUAAAUCUACACGCAAGUACUGUAUAACAUGCAUGCACUGAAUUUCUAUGUAUUGUUGUUACCUAUGUGUAUUACUGUAGAGGUUGAUCUUUAUAAACAGGCAAAUUCUUAUUUGUUGUGACAUGCUUGCUGCAUGAUUUUUUUACAUGCACUUUUAAUGUUUGUGUUUACAUUCUAUACUGAUUAGUUUUAUUAAUUCAAAUGUUUUAAUGUGAGAGAACCUAAUAAGUUAUUUAAAUGUUUUAUUCAUUUUCCUUUUAUCUCCAACAGGGGAAGCCUAUAUCAGGAAAUGAUGUCAGUGGAGCCCUUUGUAUCAGCCAGCCAUGGCCUGGAAUGGCCAGGACCAUCUUUGGGGACCACGAGAGAUUUGUGGAUGCAUACUUCAAAGCAUAUCCUGGUGAGUUGGCCUAAUUCCGUGUCCCUGUGAGCUCCUCUCUAUAGAAAAUAGGUUAUUUUAUUUCAUAGUGAAAUCAAUAUGAGAAUGGUAGAUAGUAAUCUACAUAUCGAUGAGUGGCAAAGAGGAGGUGAGGGCCCUGGUGGAGUGGUGCUAGGAAAAUAACCUCUCCCUCAACGUCAACAAAAAGAAGGAGAUGCUCGUGGACUUCAGGAGACAGUUGUAAAUGAGAACUUGUUCUCAACUGGCCUACCUGGUUAAAUAAAGGUGAAAUAAAUAAAUAAAAUAAAAAAGACAGCAGAGAGAGCAUGCCCCCAUCCACAUCGACGGGGCCGCAGUGGAGAGGGUGAAAAGCUUCAAGUUCCUCGGCGUGCACAUCAUUGACAACCUGAAAUGGUCCAUUUCACACAGACAGUGUGGUGAAGAAGGCACAACAGCUCCUCUUCAACCUCAGGAGGCGGAAGAAAUUCGGCUUGGCCCCUAAGACCCUCACAAACUUCUACAGAUGCACCAUUGAGAGCAUCCUGUCGGGCUGUAUCACCGCCUGGUACGGCAAUUGCACCGUCUGCAACCGCAGGGCUCUCCAGAGGGUGGUGCGGUCAGCCCAACGCAUCACCGAAGGAAACACUGCCUGCCCUCCAGGACAUCUACAGCACCCAGUGUCACAGGAAGGCCAAGAAGAUCAUCAAGAACCUCAGCCAACCGAGCCACGACCUGUUCACCCAGCUACCAUCUAAAAUGCGGAGACAGUACAGGUGCAUCAAAGCUGGGACCAAGAGACUGAAAAACAGCUUCUAUCUCCAGGCCAUCAGACUGUUAAAUAGUCACCACUAGCCAACCUCCACCCAGUACUCUGCCCUGAACCUUAGUCACUGUUACUAGCCAGCUACCACCCAGUACUCUACCCUGCACCUUAGAGACUGCUUCCCUAUGUACAUAGUCAUUGAACACCAGUCCCUUUAAUAAUGUUAGCAUACUGUUUUACCCACUUCAUAUGUAUAUACUUUAUUUUAGUUGAGACUCAUCUACCUAUAUAACUACUGCUGUACACACCUUUUCUAUUCAUAUGUUGUCCAAUCUGUCUAUAUACACAAUUAUACACUGAAUGUACAAAACAUUAUGAACACCUGCUCUUUCCAUGACAUAGACUGACCAGGUGAAUCCAGGUGAAAGCUAUGAUCCCUUAUUGAUGUCACUUGUUAAAUCCACUUCAAUCAGUGUAGAUGAAGGGGAGGAGACAGGUUAAAGGAAGGUGUUCUUAAUGUUUUGUACACUCAGUGUAUACAGGAUAUACUGUUAAUUUAUAUUUUGGACUCAUUGCACAUUCUGCUGUUUCUUAAUUUAUUUUGUAUUUUUUGUCUGUAUAUUGUUUUGUAUUACUGCACUGUUGGAGCUAGAAACAUAAGCAUUUCUCUGAACCUGCGAUAACAUCUGCAAAUAUGUAUACACGACCAAUAAAAUUUGAUUUGGAUUUGAUUUGAGGUAGCAGGGCUAGAAAAUAAUACCAGUAUAUUUGUCUAACAUGUCAAACAAUGUUGACAAUGUUAAGAUAACGAUUACUGAGAGACAUUAGGUCACUGUUUAUUACCCAAGGGUGAGCUUUGGAGUUGAUUCUAUUCCAGGUCAUUACUUCACUGGGGAUGGAGCAUAUCGGUCUAAAGAAGGCUACUAUCAGAUAACUGGGCGUAUGGAUGAUGUUAUCAACAUUAGUGGCCACCGAUUGGGUACUGCUGAAAUCGAGGAUGCCCUGGUAAGAACUAACACACUUAGCCUAUUUGUUACAUGAAUGGCAGCUGUAUGUUCGGUUGACUCACUAAUAAAUUCAAUAUCAUGAUUAUGUGAAAGAGUCACUGUACCGUUGUUGUCAAUGGGGAUUUCUUGUACAUUUCUUGAAUGGUUGUCUUCUGUCUUUUAGGAUGAACAUCCAGCAGUUCCUGAGACGGCUGUGAUCGGUAUUUCCCAUGAUCUCAAAGGAGAGGGUAAGAGUACAAAUAUAGACAUACAGUGUAAAACCUCUCUAUCAUCACACAUUAACACAGACAACACACAUUUGUUACAGUAUGUAUGUGAAUCAGGUAUUUCUUGAGCUUUGAAAUGGCUUCUAAACCGUUGAAUAACAGUACAAGGCCACCAGGAAAUGGAAAGCUUCUUAGCUUUGAGUCAACUCUCUCCUUGAAUCUAGUCACUGUUACCCUUUAGUGGAAUAGGCACUAGCUUUCAGCUGUGCCAAUACUAGUGUAAUAUACCCAAAACUAUAGGGGCUAAAACGAACAGUCUCUCAGUAUGAUUUGUUACUGAGGUUAAUGAUGAACCCUGAGAAAAUCCAUAGAAGUUUGUUCUUGGUAAACUCUUGACACUCAGCACCACCUUCUGGCUUUAAAGGGGAAUAACAAGGAAUAUGUGGUCUUCAUGAGAUUCAACCAACCCACAUACAAACCAAAAGAAGAUCAAGAUUGCUGAAAUUACAUAUGUAUAUAUCUAUGUACACUGAAAUUACAUAUGUGUACAUCUAUAUGACUAUCAAGUGCAUUGAAGUUUAUUUACAACUUGUAAUUCAUAGUUAUUGGCACAUUCUAUCAAACCUUUGUUCCAUGUUUUCCUUCCCUUGUACAACAGUUCCCUUUGCCUUUGUGGUUUUGAAAGAAGACCCUUCCCUGAACCAUACAGCAGUCAUUAAAGAGCUGUGUGGCCUGGUGGCCACUAAGAUAGCAAAGUAUGCUGUCCCUGACCAAUUUCUGGUGAGGAUAUUUACGCUGUUUGUGGUUACUGAACUGUGCAUUCCUGUUAACCAAGGCAGUAUAUAACACUGCUGUUGUUGAAGAUCCUAGUAUAUGGAAAUUGAAUUAGUUUUUAACUUGUAAUAGAUGGUUUCUUUCAUCUAUCUGUCGUUCAUCCUCUUUCAGGUAGUGAAGAGACUUCCCAAGACACGCUCUGGGAAGAUAAUGAGGAGAAUCCUGCGGAAGGUGGCUAUGGAGCAGACAGAAGACCUGGGCGAUGUGUCCACUCUGGAUGACCCAUCUGUUGUCGCAGAGAUCAUCAAGGCCCAUGCUCAGUACAAGAGCCUGACAUCUCAGAAUAAAUAAUGAAGUAGGCUUUAUCACUGCUAAGAUGUUGUGUUGGCAACUUGGCACUGGUCACUUGAGUUACAGCUCACUUCACUCACUCCAUUCUGAAUGUUAUACUGUGCAGAUAUGCUGAGUUAGUUUUAUGACCACAGUCCUUCAGUUGUUCACUAUGUAUGGUUCCUUUAUAUAAGACACAAGACACUCAAGAUUUGACAGUCUGUGUACACAGUACACCACGUUCUUUCCCGUAAGAAGAAUUAUCGUAAGGUUAAUGAGAGAUGAAGAUGAUCAAAUGCACAGUAUUUUUUUUACUUUGUUUUUUAAUAAGAGCCACCGAACACGCCGAUUGGCACGUGUGUUUUUCUGUUGCUCAUUAGAAAAAACGAGAUUUCA